Molecule: messenger RNA, 1068 nt
Organism: Diabrotica virgifera virgifera (western corn rootworm)
Lineage: Eukaryota; Metazoa; Arthropoda; Insecta; Coleoptera; Chrysomelidae
Product: probable serine/threonine-protein kinase dyrk1
Exons: 1
Coding region: 1-1068 (355 amino acids)
Source: RefSeq, a predicted model, not a curated record
AUGGCUUUACCGGCUGUACCUCAACUCAAAAAAGAAUAUCUCGAAAUGAUCCCAGAUUUUCAUGGAGAUGUCGCAUUACUUCCUCGCUUCAUAGAGAUUUGCGACAAACUAGUCACUAAAUUUUAUAAUGUAGCCGAUCCAACCGAUUUUCAGAAUGAAUAUCUGACUUCUAGCAUUUUAGCAAAAAUUAAAGGCGAAGCCGCCAUAAAUAUUUCAUCAUGUAGUAUAAAAACUUGGGAAAAUUUAAAAGAUGCUCUAUUAAACACUUAUGCAGAUAAAAGAGACGUUUAUACACUUAGUAUACAAAUUACACACCUUAAACAAGGCAAUGAAUCGCCUUUCGAAUUUUUCCAAAAAAUACAGCAUCUCUUAAAUCUACAAAUAUCUUUGUUGCAAACUCGUUCUAACCGUAACGAACAAGAGAUACUUGGUAGCUAUUUUAGAAAUCUGGCUUUAAGAGUAUUAUUACGAGGUCUGAAAGAACCCUUAGGAACUUUUAUGCGUACUAAAAACCCUAAUGAUAUGAACACAGCUUUAAAUGUUCUCACAAAUGAUUUCCAAAUCUAUAUGGGACAAAAUAAUUCUCCCAAAAAUCAAAACCCUUCAUCAUCAAAUAAUUUUUCAAAUAAAAACAAAUCAAACUCAUCUAAUUAUGUUCCACCAAAUAAUUUCAACUUCCAAAAUAAUAAUUACCAAAGGAAUAAUAAUUAUUCCCAAUUCCCAAAAAAUCAGUAUCAAAACACACAAACGCGAAAUUUUAACAAUAACCAAAAUCCAUCUAACACUAGCAGAACUAGUAACGUUUUUAGACCUAAUCAAAACCAAAAUCUUCCAAACCCAACUCCGAUGACUAUUUCUACAAAUAAUACCUUCAGACCGAACCAAAAUUAUCAAAAUCGAUACAAACCUCGUAGUCAAAAUCAAAAUUAUUUUGCUAGGCAACCACAAAAUAUAAUUCAAGAAGAAUUACAUAAUAUUGACGAAAUAAAUAAUUCCGAUGAUAAAAAUGUAUACCAAGAAGAUAAUGAUCAUUUUUUAGAGGAAAUUGCCUCGGACCAAGUAGAAUAG